AUGCCCAGUCAAAUUGCAAAGCCAGCCAGCAAUGGCCCCCUGUUUCCUGAUUAUCUUCGUAAGUUACCAUUCAGGUCAGAACCCGAGGUCUAAUUGAAACUCGUUCAGCACACUAUGACCCCCUUGAAAAGAUCGCGGCUCAUUUUGGGCCCCUGCAUGUUCAUGGUUGGAUGCCACAUCCUGAAAAGGGCCCCGCGGAAUUUGUCAUCGUUUAUGAUUCGAAAGAAGACUUGAGAUUGAGACGCUUCUGGGCCAGGAAGAAUCCGAUUCAAUUCCAUGUCGAUCAGAGUCCUGAGUGUUAGCCACCUGGUAUUACGUUUUUUGCGGUGAUUGAACAGCCUGAGGGCGUGGGCGGUGAUACUAUCUUCGCGAGUACGGAGAGAGCGUUUAUGAAGUUGAGUCCGAAGUUUCGUAGUAGAGUUGAGGGGUUGAAAGCUGUGCAUACCACCGCGGCACAACUUUCUCGCGAGAUCGAGGAUAAUAAGGAGAAGAGUACGGUGCGGAGACCGGUUACUACGUCUAUUCACCCCGUCGUGACGGUUCACCCUGUUACCGGCGCGAAGAACCUCUUUGUCAAUUCCUCAUACACGAAGAGAAUUGAAGGCUUUGACGAUGAUGAGAGUGAGUACCUCCUCAAGCUCCUGUUCAACCAUAUUGCGAGUGGUCAUGAUUUCUCGUGUCGUGUGAGGUACCAGCCUGGUACGGUGGUGCUUUGGGACCAGAGGGCUUGUCAGCAUAGUCAAACGCUGGAUUAUGCGGUGAGGGAGAGACGACAUGCGUUUCGGUUGACGUGUUUGGCGAAUGUGCCGAUACCUAGUAAGAUUGAGGAGGAGGAUGAUGGGUGUGCAUUGGAGGAGGGGAGGGAGAUGUUGGGGUUGUGCUGA
Molecule: messenger RNA, 884 nt
Organism: Hymenoscyphus albidus
Lineage: Eukaryota; Fungi; Ascomycota; Leotiomycetes; Helotiales; Helotiaceae
Source: the annotation of a GenBank genome assembly